Magnolia sinica is the source of this 2811-nucleotide messenger RNA. Its product is annotated as protein LATE ELONGATED HYPOCOTYL. Gene Ontology annotation, molecular function: DNA binding. NCBI's taxonomy places the organism in Eukaryota, Viridiplantae, Streptophyta, Magnoliopsida, Magnoliales, Magnoliaceae. The transcript is spliced from 7 exons. The record is from RefSeq and is a predicted model, not a curated record. Bases 255 to 2621 code for a protein of 788 amino acids.
GAAAAUCCACAAGAAAAUUUCGUGGCUGAGAUUGCUUUUCCUCAUCCUCAGACAACGAAUGCUCGUUUUAGGUCACCCAAACUCCAAACGACUCCUUCCUCAGCUCCUCCUCAUUUUCUACUAAGAAAUCCUAACCGUCAUUGCCAAACAAAGAUCUAUGUAGGUUUCAGUGAUGGAUCGGUUUUUACUUGUAGACAUGGAAGGAGGGGGGCGGAUCCGAUGCUUGGUCGGGAGGAUUUGAAUCGACGGUCGAGAUGGAGACGUAUUCUUCUUCCGGAGAAGAUUUGAUUGUAAAGACGAGGAAGCCUUACACGAUCACAAAGCAGCGGGAGAGAUGGACGGAGGAGGAACAUGGCAGGUUUCUUGAAGCUUUGAAGCUGUACGGACGAGCUUGGCAGCGCAUAGAAGAGCAUAUUGGUACAAAGACAGCAGUGCAGAUCCGAAGUCAUGCUCAGAAAUUCUUCUCAAAGUUGGAGAAAGAAGCCCUUAUAAAAGGUGUGCCUCUAGGACAAGCUCAUGACAUAGAAAUCCCACCUCCACGCCCUAAAAGGAAACCAUGCAAUCCAUAUCCUCGAAAGACUGGCGUAAGCACUCCCAUCUCUUCUUCAGUGGGCGGGAAGGAUAGGAGACCAGAAACAUCAGUAUCUUCUCUAUACCCCAGUAAACAAGUACUAGACCUGGAGAAUGAUCCACCUCCUGAGGAGCCUCCUGAAAAUGGUACUUCCGGAAGAACGAAAGAGAUUUCAAAAGAGGGCAACGGUUCGGAAGUCAUCAACCUUUUUGAAGAGGCUCCCUGUGCUUCCAUCUCCUCACCAAGCAAAACCUCUGUAUCAAGACCAGCAGCACUCAAAAACAGAUCUACCUUGCGAGAAUUCGUGCCCCCAACAAAAGAGACAAAAGGACAGGCUAUGACAGAUGAAUCAUCUCUAACUGUAGAGUCCAAUGGGAAUAAAAAACUAGAGAUAACUGAUGCUGGCCAUAAAGAUCUGAAUAUAGGCAGACUAGAAGGUCUGAACUUGGAGAAUAGUUCCCCUACUUCGCAUGCAAAAUCAGUCCCAGUAGAGGGAAUAACUGACGUGAUUGUGCAGCCAGAAAAAUUAGGCCUACCAUCAACAAAUGAAAUGCAAACUACUCAGAGCUACCCCAGGCAUGUUCCCGUGCAUGUUGUGGACAGAAGUAUCUCAAAAUGCAUGCCAAUUCCGUCCUCCAAUAACCCAGUAUCCAUCACUCACCAGUCAGGCACUCAUAGACAUCCAAACUCGUUUGCAAACCCAACUGCCUCUGCAACUACUGAUGAACCUGCUAACACAGCAAGGUCUUCCAUUCACCACUCUUUCCCAACUUUCCAUCCUCCCUUCAAUCCAUUCUGCAACAACCAAGAUGCUUACAGAUCUUUCCUGAACGUCUCAUCUGGUUUCUCCAGUCUUAUUGUGUCUACUCUGCUACAGAACCCAGCAGCCCACGCAGCAGCGAGCCUGGCAGCCUCAUUCUGGCCGCCCUGCGUGGAUGAUUCAUUGGCAGACCACCUUGUUGGUGGAUUUCCAGUGGGACCCAUGAGCCCAUCUCCUCCAAGCUUGGCAGCGAUAGCUGCCACUACGGUUGCGGCAGCAUCUGCAUGGUGGGCAUCUCAUGGGCUGCUGCCCUUUUGCCCUCCACUUCACACGGGCUUUGCCUUUGCUCCUGCACCCACGACCACAGUUACAACAAUGCAGACUAACCAAGCUCCUGAAGACAAUAAAGAAAGGGUCGACAAUUGUAAAAACCCCAUGUGGGAAGAUCAACAACUCCUAGAUACUGAAUUUUCGGUGGCUGUGAAAACACCUUGUCCAGAUUCAAAAUCUUUGUCAUUGUCUUCAUCCGACUCUGAGAGUGGAGCUGCAAAGGCAAAUGGUAAUGAACAGAAAGAUGUGGGUCAUGAGCAGAAGCUGGAAUCAAGCAAUGGAUUCCACGAUUCCGACCAGGGGAAUACCAGAAAACAGCUGGAUCGCUCCUCAUGCAGUUCCAACACACCAUCUAGUAGUGAAGUAGAAACAGACAUGUUAGACAAGAAAACAGAAGGCAAGGAAGAGUCGAAAGAAGCUGAACUGGACCAUCUCACUGAUGAGCAUAUCCAUCGACGUAGUAGAAAUAUUUGGAAUGUCAACGAUUCUUGGAAGGAGGUCUCCGAAGAGGGACGUCUUGCCUUUCAAGCACUGUUUUCCCGAGAAGUAUUGCCACAGAGCUUUUCUCCACCACAUGAUUUGAAGAACAAGGCACACCCAAUGGACGAUAUCAAAGCAGGAAUGCAGCAGCGGCAGCUGUGCAAGAAAGACAAUGCAGAUGUGUUGGAAUUGGACUUCAGUGGCAAGACCUUGGAAACCCAUACUGAUCAAACGCAUGGCAAUGAGAAGGAUGAGUCAUUCAGAAGUAACAAUGGCAGCAGCAGCAGCAACAACAUUUCAGAUAAGGUGCUGUCAUUGAACACAUUUGCUGGACAUGGCAAACAAAAAGCUCGUCGAACAGGAUUCAAGCCAUAUAAGAGGUGUUCGGUCGAGGCCAAGGAGAGUAGGGUGAUGAGCAGCGGCCAAGGUGAAGAGAAAGGUGCCAAGAGAAUACGUGUAGAGAGUGAAGCUUUGAUGUGAUUAUAUGUGCAUGAAGGUAUGCAGAGGGACCUUUAGUUAUGGAAUGUAAUCUUUCUUCUUCUUUGAGGCCCAAAGGCCAUGGGACUUAUUCAUGUACUAUUGUGUACUAUAUGUUUACAAUUCGCUUCAUUGUGGCAAUAAUUUAAGGGUUUAAGUAUGCAUGGACUCUAAGAAGUAGUCAUUACCAUUA